AGUAUAAUUAUUAUAAACUUAAGAACAGGAAAAAAAAAAAAAAAGAAAAAAAGGAAAGGGAAAAAGAAUGUCGUGGUUAGCUAGAUCGAUUGCUAACUCGCUCAAGCUUGACGACGACGACGAUGACGAUCGGACCAAUGCGGCGGUGGAUCCGAAACCCGAAUCCGAUCCGAAUCCUAACCAAGCCUCUCCUCAUUCCCAUUCAUCAUCGGAUCCAAACACUCCACGUGGCGUCAAAGAAGACCUAUCCGAGCUUACCAAAACCCUAUCUCGUCAAUUCUGGGGUGUUGCUUCCUUCCUCGCUCCGCCUCCUCCGGAAUCAUCGGAGCAACAGCCCGAUCACGCGGCUGAGAAGGAGGAAAACUCUCUCCGGCCGCCGCCGUCUUCUGAUGAUACGGAUGAGUUGUCGGAUGAGGCAUUGAUAGCGGGAAUCCGUAGCGAUUUAUCUGAGAUCGGUGGGAGAUUCAAGACUGGAAUCUCGAAGCUGUCUAAUAAUAUUAAUGUCUCGGAGUUCUCUAAGAUCGCUUCGAAUUUCCUUCAGUUUGGAUCCGAAGGUGAGGGUGUUGAAACAUACGAGAGUGGAAUCGCUGUCGGUGUGACCGAAGAAGUGGUCGCGUUCGCUAGGGAUCUCGCGAUGCAUCCAGAGACUUGGCUUGAUUUUCCGGUGCCCGAUGAUGAUGGUUUUGAUGAUUUUGACAUGUCUGAUGAGCAACAAGAACAUGCUUUAGCUGUUGAACGUCUUGCACCAAGAUUGGCUGCUCUUAGGAUUGAACUUUGCCCAGGAUAUAUGAGUGAGGGUUGCUUUUGGAAGAUCUAUUUUGUACUUCUUCUUCCUCGACUAAAUAAACAAGAUGCAGAACUUCUGUCUACUUCCCAAAUAGUUGAAGCAAGAGCAAUGUUAAUGCAAGGGAUACAGAACCGAUCUAAGGCUAAGAUGGAAGAACAUUCUGAAAGUGGCACUUCAAAUAUAAAGGCUGAUUUACCACAUGAAGAGUUUCUUUCUGUGCCUUCUCCCGCUCAAUCUAAGCCAACACCAUUUAAUGAAUCUGGAAAUGAAGCAGCCGAUACUGCUGUAGCUGUUGAAGUUGCAACAGAAAAGCACCCAGUUCAGACGACUGAGAUGCAGGUUGUUGACAAGUCUGUCAUUGAGGAAGAGCCAAAGAAAGAAGUCAAACAUCAACAUUCAACAUCUGCUUCCUCUGGAGUUUCUAUCGAGAAAUUUGAAGAUGAUGCUGAUGACUGGUUAAAAGAGGAAACUUCGGAGGCAGUUGGCACAAGUGCUACCACCAUCCCUCUUGGAAAUGAUGAGGAUGUUUCAUUCAGUGAUCUUGAGGAUGACGACGACGACAUGCCAAUAAACUACAAGAAAGUCACAUCUGGUUCUGAUUCUUCAGCAAAAGACUCGAGAGAGUGGGUUCAACUCAGCAGGAGCUCUAUGGACUCAGUAAAAGACGUUAACUGUGUUGGCAAUGAACAUUCUGCGUCUGAGCAGGUAAGUACUCGUAACCCUGAAACCAAGGAAUCAAAUGAUUGGCUUGAUAUCGAAGAAAUCAUGUGAACGAAUAACCUUUGCUAUAUCUGUAUUCUAGAUUCGUCUUCUCUAUAAUCUUGUUAAUAUUUUGUGUAUGAUUUCUUCAGUUUGAGCUAAUGCUCUGGAAACUAUAUUCUGUACAUAAAGCACUGUUGGAAUUGGAUAAUUACGCGCUGCUGCAAUAAUAUUCAUGUAAUUUAUGUCCAGUAAA
This is a messenger RNA of Gossypium raimondii (Peruvian cotton), 1742 nucleotides long. RefSeq lists its product as uncharacterized. The transcript is spliced from 3 exons. Lineage: Eukaryota; Viridiplantae; Streptophyta; Magnoliopsida; Malvales; Malvaceae. Bases 68 to 1558 code for a protein of 496 amino acids. The record is from RefSeq and is a predicted model, not a curated record.